Zychaea mexicana is the source of this 1002-nucleotide messenger RNA. RefSeq lists its product as uncharacterized. NCBI's taxonomy places the organism in Eukaryota, Fungi, Mucoromycota, Mucoromycetes, Mucorales, Lichtheimiaceae. The coding region runs from base 1 to 1002 and encodes 333 amino acids. The transcript is spliced from 3 exons. The record is from RefSeq and is a predicted model, not a curated record.
AUGUUAAACACAACAUCGAAGCAUUUAGAUGCACUCUUUCCACAUAAGCAACAGGCAUUAAGUGGUUUCGAUCAUGUGAGUGUCGAGAAAAAUGGAUCAGCUAGCUCGUCAAACAAUGGUCAGGAUUGGGAUUGUCAUCAGCACCAAUAUAGUCGUAGCAAUAGUAAUGUAUCUAGCCCUUCUAGUGACAAUGAUGAUACGAGCAGUGCAAGCAACACUGAUGAAGACACUUCCUCAAGUAAUUCAGGUGCAUCUACUGAGAGCGAAAGCUCUAUAGAUUCGAAAAAGGAAGACCAGGAAAGCGAAGGGUAUGACGACGGCAGUGAUUUAGAUAUUGACCUACGACAAAGCACGUCGAGGAAACGGCCCCACAAGGAUAAUGAACAAGAAACCAGUACUAGCAAGGCAAUUAUAUACAUGACGACGAUCGCAGCUGAAUGUAAAAGCGCCCUGACUGAGGUGUCUGCUCAAGAGGCAGCUUACAAUAUCUUCCAGCUGCCUAUGUCAGUAUGCAGCGACGCUGUGACGUUUAUACCAACAUCGCCACCUAAAAAACGUCGUCAUAUCUUGAGACCUGAAAGAGAGUUGCAUGCUGUUGAUCAGGAAUCGACAGAGUGCUUUGAACGUAAUGUUUUGCAUCAUUAUACUGCACAGCAUCCCAUUUUGAAUGGUAUCUGCUCAGCUACAUUCUCUGCUGGGUACACGUACAGCAAAAGGAAUCCGAUCCAUGCUAAUCGAAAUGAAGGCAAUGAAGACGACAAUGAUGAGAUCAACAGCGUCACUAGCGAAGAGUUUGCUGAAGAUGGUGCAGUCAUUGAUGAGGAGAAUGAUGUUGAUAAUGCUACUGCUGCUAACAUUGAUGAUGAUGGUGGGAGCAACGCUGACGGUAGCGACGAUGACCUAGAGGAUGACCUUCCUGGUGGUGUGCUUGAACUUCAGGACGAUGACGGUUACAUCCACAAAAGACGAUCGCUAAGAGUCAUCCGCUAUCGUAGCUACUGA